Molecule: messenger RNA, 2184 nt
Organism: Eubalaena glacialis (North Atlantic right whale)
Lineage: Eukaryota; Metazoa; Chordata; Mammalia; Artiodactyla; Balaenidae
Gene: RXFP2
Product: relaxin family peptide receptor 2
Exons: 18
Coding region: 1-2184 (727 amino acids)
Biological process (GO): G protein-coupled receptor signaling pathway
Cellular component (GO): membrane
Molecular function (GO): G protein-coupled receptor activity; protein binding
Source: RefSeq, a predicted model, not a curated record
AUGGAUGUCAAAGAUUUUGCACUGACCGAAGGAAGUACAAUCACUCCUUUGUGCCCAAAAGGAUAUUUUCCCUGUGGGAACCUGACCCAGUGCUUACCCCGUGCGUUUCACUGUGACGGCGUGGACGACUGCGGGAACGGAGCUGACGAGGAGAACUGUGGAGACACUAGUGGAUGGGCGACUCUGUUUGGCACAGUCCAUGGAGAUGCUAAUAAUGUGGCAUUAACACAGGAGUGCUUUUUAAAUCAGUACCCACAACGCUGUGACUGCAAAGAAACUGAGUUGGAAUGUAUAAAUGCUGGCUUGAAGUCUGUGCCAACUGUUUCCAGCAAUGUGACAUUACUGUCUCUUAAGAAAAACAGUAUUCACAGUCUUUCAGAUAAAGUUUUCAUCAAAUACACAGAACUUAAAAAGAUAUUCCUUCAGCAUAAUUGUAUUAGACAUAUAUCCAGGAAAGCAUUCUUUGGAUUACAUAAUCUGCAAAUACUAUAUCUCAACCACAACUGCAUUACAACUCUCAGACCUGGAGUAUUCAAAGACUUACAUCAUCUAACUUGGCUAAUUCUAGAUGACAAUCCCAUAACCAGAAUUUCACAGCGGUUGUUUACUGGAUUAAAUUCCUUGUUUUUCCUGUCUAUGGUGAAUAACUACUUAGAAGCCCUUCCCAAGCAGAUGUGUGCCCAAAUGCCUCAACUCAGCUGGAUGGAUUUGGAAGGCAAUGGAAUAAAAUACCUUACGAAUUCCACCUUUCUGUCGUGCAAUUCACUCACAGUGCUGUUUCUGCCUAGAAAUCAAAUUGAUUUUGUUCCAGAGAAGACAUUUUCGUCAUUAAAAAAUUUAGGAGAACUGGACCUGUCUAGCAAUAUGAUAAUGGAGCUACCACCCCACAUUUUCAAAGACCUGAAGCUUCUUCAAAAACUGAACCUGUCAUCCAAUCCUCUUUUGUAUCUCCACAAGAACCAGUUUGAAAGUCUUAAACAACUUCAGUCUCUAGACCUGGAAAGGAUAGAGAUUCCAAGUAUAAACACACAAAUGUUUCAGCCCAUGAAGAAUCUUUCUCACAUUUAUUUCAAAAACUUUCGAUACUGCUCCUAUGCUUCCCAUGUCCGAAUAUGUAUGCCCUUGACUGAUGGCAUUUCUUCAUUUGAGGACCUCUUGGCUAACAAUAUCCUCAGAAUAUUUGUCUGGGUUAUAGCUUUCAUAACCUGCUUUGGAAAUCUUUUUGUCAUUGGCAUGAGAUCUUUCAUUAAAGCUGAAAACACGACCCAUGCUACAUCCAUCAAAAUCCUUUGUUGUGCGGACUGCCUGAUGGGUGUUUAUUUGUUCUUCGUUGGCGUUUUUGAUCUAAAAUACCGCGGGCAGUAUCAGAAGUACGCGUUGCUGUGGAUGGAGAGCUUAGAGUGCCGCCUCCUGGGCUUCCUGGCCGUGCUGUCCACCGAGGUCUCCGUCCUCCUGCUGACGUACUUGACUUUGGAGAAGUUCCUGGCCGUUGUCUUUCCCUUCAGUAACAUCCGUCCUGGAAAAUGGCAGACCUCGGUCAUCCUCAUUUGCAUCUGGAUUGUGGGAUUUUUAAUAGCUGUGAUUCCAUUUUGGAAGGAGGAUUAUUUUGGAAACUUUUAUGGAAAAAAUGGAGUAUGCUUCCCACUUUACUGUGACCAAACAGAAGAUAUUGGAAGCAAAGGAUAUUCUCUUGGAAUUUUCCUAGGUAUGAAUUUGCUGGCUUUUCUCAUCAUUGUGUUUUCCUAUACUAUUAUGUUCUGUUCCAUUCAAAAAACUGCCUUGCAGACUUCAGAAGUGAGGAAUAACACUGGAAGAGAGGCGGCCGUCGCAAACCGUUUCUUUUUUAUAGUGUUCUCUGAUGCCAUCUGCUGGAUUCCUGUAUUUGUAAUUAAAAUCCUUUCCCUCUUCCGGGUGGAAAUACCAGAAACAAUCACUUCCUGGGUCGUCAUUUUUUUCCUCCCGGUAAACAGUGCCUUGAACCCAAUCCUCUACACUCUCACAACCAGCUUUUUCAAAGACAAGUUGAAACAGCUGCUGCACAAACAUCAGAGGAAAUCGAUUUUCAAAACUGAAAAAAAAAGUUUGUCUACAUCCAUCGUGUGGGCCGAUGACUCCUCGUCACUGAAACUUGGGGUUUUGAACAAAAUAAACCUCGAGGAGAAUAUAGUGAAACCAGUUUCCUAG